ACCCUCUAUUUCUUCAUGUCCUCAUUAUUUCAUCCCGCUCGACAAAAUCCUUCACGGUGUUGCAGGUUAUCAGCUGGGGGCUCAGCUCUGGAUUGGUGGGAAGUACAAUGUGGUUUGGCGUGAAAAUGAUGGACUGGAUUUGACCUGAUCAGUCGACAGUUCUCAGCUGGGUCUUAGCUGUAGUGCAGUCCUACAGGUCUGAAAACUGUCAGUCAUUGGCGUUGUACUUAUCCAACGUAGCACACUGUGGAUUCUGCGAGUGUAUGAAUGUACCAGGGGCUUGAGGAUCUCAUGACUGUAGUGUGGGGAUGUCCCAGCACAGCCUCUUCUGAAUGGUCUGCGGCGAUGUUUCAGCAUUGCAGCUGCUCCGCAGACCCUAUUUUAAUCAUUUUUUCUUAAAGUUUCGGUUUGUCGCUUCGGGUAGCACGACGGCUCAGUGAUGAACAUUGUUGCUUCGUACCUGCAGGGUUAGGAGUUCAAGCCCCACCUUUGCUGUGUGUAUGUGUGUUGUGUUUUUUUGCAUGGUUUCCCCAUGCUGUGUGGAUUUCUUUCGGUUUUCUUCUGCAUCUGCACCUCUUAUUGCUGCGUCUGUCUGCACCUCUUAUUGUCGCGUCUGUCUGUCUUCACCUCUUAUUGCCGCGUCUGUCUGUCUGCACCUCUUAUUGCUGCGUCUGUCUGUCUGUCUGCACCUCUUAUUGCUGCGUCUGUCUGUCUGUCUGCACCUCUUAUUGCUGCGUCUGUCUGUCUGUCUGCACCUCUUAUUGUCGCGUCUGUCUGUCUGUCUGCACCUCUUAUUGCCGCGUCUGUCUGUCUGUCUGCACCUCUUAUUGCCGCGUCUGUCUGUCUGUCUGCACCUCUUAUUGCUGCGUCUGUCUGUCUGUCUGCUCCUCUUAUUGCUGCGUCUGUCUGUCUGUCUGCACCUCUUAUUGCUGCGUCUGUCUGUCUGUCUGCACCUCUUAUUGUCGCGUCUGUCUGUCUGCACCUCUUAUUGUCGCGUCUGUCUGUCUGCACCUCUUAUUGCCGCGUCUGUCUGUCUGUCUGCACCUCUUAUUGCCGCGUCUGUCUGUCUGUCUGCACCUCUUAUUGCCGCGUCUGUCUGUCUGUCUGCACCUCUUAUUGCCGCGUCUGUCUGUCUGUCUGCACCUCUUAUUGCCGCGCCUGUCUGUCUGUCUGCACCUCUUAUUGCCGCGCCUGUCUGUCUGUCUGCACCUCUUAUUGCCGCGCCUGUCUGUCUGUCUGCACCUCUUAUUGCCGCGCCUGUCUGUCUGUCUGCACCUCUUAUUGCCGCGCCUGUCUGUCUGUCUGCACCUCUUAUUGCCGCGCCUGUCUGUCUGUCUGCACCUCUUAUUGCCGCGCCUGUCUGUCUGUCUGCACCUCUUAUUGCCGCGCCUGUCUGUCUGUCUGCACCUCUUAUUGCCGCGCCUGUCUGCACCUCUUAUUGCCGCGUCUGUCUGCACCUCUUAUUGCCGCGUCUGUCUGCACCUCUUAUUGCCGCGUCUGUCUGCACCUCUUAUUGCCGCGUCUGUCUGCACCUCUUAUUGCCGCGUCUGUCUGCACCUCUUAUUGCCGCGUCUGUCUGCACCUCUUAUUGCCGCGUCUGUCUGCACCUCUUAUUGCCGCGUCUGUCUGCACCUCUUAUUGCCGCGUCUGUCUGCACCUCUUAUUGCCGCGUCUGUCUGCACCUCUUAUUGCCGCGCCUGUCUGUCUGUCUGCACCUCUUAUUGCCGCGCCUGUCUGUCUGCACCUCUUAUUGCCGCGCCUGUCUGUCUGUCUGCACCUCUUAUUGGCGCGCCUGUCUGCACCUCUUAUUGGCGCGCCUGUCUGUCUGUCUGCACCUCUUAUUGCCGCGCCUGUCUGUCUGCACCUCUUAUUGCCGCGCCUGUCUGUCACUUGUCUUCCUGGCUCUCUCAGGUACUUGUUUUUUUAGGCAAUUUUUGUUGGCCUUUUUUGCUGAUCUUUUGCGAUUUAGCUUUUCAGCAUAAAGCAUCUGCACGGUUGUAUAAUCUGAGACAGCAGAAUUGCAAAUUGCACCUUAGCCGCAUUUCGGCCUCAUGGCGCAUCCCGGUUGGCCCUGGGCCCGUGGUGUUGGCACACCUUCCUUCAGCAGCUGGUUUUAUCCACUGAUACUUUAAUUGAGCUGGAUAUUUUACUGAAUUAAUUCCGCGGUAGAACAGCAGGGCUCUCUUCCUGCAGCCCUGAAGCCGGCGUUCUGCUGUUCCGACGCUUUGUGUCUGUCUC
Brienomyrus brachyistius is the source of this 2238-nucleotide messenger RNA. Its product is annotated as keratin-associated protein 10-11-like. Gene Ontology annotation, molecular function: calmodulin binding; microtubule binding. Gene Ontology annotation, cellular component: microtubule. NCBI's taxonomy places the organism in Eukaryota, Metazoa, Chordata, Actinopteri, Osteoglossiformes, Mormyridae. The transcript has 2 exons. The coding region runs from base 533 to 1927 and encodes 464 amino acids. The record is from RefSeq and is a predicted model, not a curated record. Gene Ontology annotation, biological process: microtubule cytoskeleton organization.